GUUUGUCCCAUCGAUAUCUGCGAACCUCGAAUCUUUUCCACGACAACCACCGCCAACAUGUCUGCCAUUAACAAGAUCGCAGCCAACAGCGCAUCGCGCCAAAAGCCAUCGGAGCUCGAGACCAGCAUCGCUGGUGCUCUCUACGACCUCGAGACCAACACCUCCGACCUCAAGGCUGCUCUCCGACCACUCCAAUUCGUUUCUGCGAAAGAGGUAAGCUCCAUCUAACCUCGAUAUGUGUACACAGGAGGAAGCACUUGGGCACGCAGCUACCAACGCACGAACAAACGACUCGGGCGCCGGCGUCAAUUGUACAGAAGAACCCGGUUUUAUAUCAAUUCAAGCUUGAGAUACAGAAUGAUGAGGAUAUCGAAUCAGUGGGUUUGGUAUAUUUUGAGCGUCCGGUGAUCUGAAGUUGUGGAAUCGGACGGGCUGCGGACCACUGUUUUUCUUCCUUUCCUGAAAUAUGGAAAUGAUCAAAACGUGGAGAUCGCAUGCUGACUUUGAUCGCGUUGUAGAUUGAAGUUGGCCACGGCAAGAAGGCUAUCGUCAUCUUUGUCCCCGUCCCAUCCCUUCAAGGUUUCCACAAGGUGCAGCAACGGUAUUUACCCCUUGACCCUAUAUGAUCGAAUGCCCAGCUAAACAACAUAGUCUCACCCGUGAGCUCGAGAAGAAGUUCUCCGACCGUCACGUCCUGAUCCUCGCAUCCCGCCGUAUCUUACCCCGCCCAAAGAGAUCCAACCGAUCCCGAACCUCCCUCACCCAAAAGAGACCUCGUUCCCGAACACUCACCGCCGUCCACGAUGCCAUCCUCACCGAUCUCGUUUUCCCAGUUGAGAUUGUCGGCAAACGUCUCCGCACCAAGGAAGAUGGAAGCAAGACCUUGAAGGUUGUUCUUGACGAGAAGGAGAAGGGAGGUGUUGACCACAGACUCGAUACUUACUCUGAGGUUUACCGAAAGUUGACUGGACGUGGUGUCGCUUUCGAGUUCCCACAAGGUGGUGCUUCUGAGUACUAGAGGAUGGGUAUGUGAAGAGAAAUG
Messenger RNA from Hymenoscyphus albidus, 1042 nucleotides. The record is from the annotation of a GenBank genome assembly. NCBI's taxonomy places the organism in Eukaryota, Fungi, Ascomycota, Leotiomycetes, Helotiales, Helotiaceae.